CCGCGAUAUACCUAAACAUCGCAUCCUAUAGUUCGCUUGUAACGCGACUAUUAUAUUUUCACUUUUUUAUUCACCAAAUGUGAAACUGAAAGUGCUGUAAUCAUGAAGUUGUUUCACUUGAUACUUAUACCUUGUUGCCUGUUGUUAGUGAAUGGUGCUAUCUUACCCAGUAUACCAAGUCACCUGCUAGAAUGCUAUCGAAGCAGCGGGCCUCGCCCCGGGGCUCCAAGGCGGCUAGAUGUGUUGCUCUCUCUAAUCAAGAAACUAGAACUCAACUCACAACUGGAUAUGAGAAUGUUCAGUGCUUCUCUUCUUAGAAGCUUACGCCUAGACGGCAUUGAGCGCUCGAGCGUCAUAGAAACAGAAUUCAUCCUCCCAUACCGCGCCUCAGCUUUCCAAUUUCACAAGUACAAAGUUUUAAUGGACCUGUUCCUUCCAAGUCAAAACUUAUUGGAGGUGGACUCCAUACUUACUUCGGAGGAAAAAUGUCUGUUGCAUAGGAUGCUAAGCUCAGCAGUACAGCAGUGGGAGAGAGGAGACGAGAAUGUAGUGUGCCCUGUGUCUGUGGAACAAAGGCAGAAUAUGGACACACAGAGUUCUACACGGGUACACAGCAGAUGUCCAAUAGAAGAAGGAGUGAUUCUCACCGAGUGGGGAACUAUAUCGCCUGGAACUUUGAUAGCGGCAAUAGCGUCGUCGUUGGAAGCACAGACGGUGUCAGUCACAGACAUAUUGAACGCGGACAUCUUCCAAGAAGACAUUGCUGAACCUUUGAUGGUGUCGGCUAAGCAGGAGUGGGUCGAAGACAUAGAGACUUUAAAUGUGGUUGAUGCCGAGCGGCAGACUUCUGGCGCCGAUAUUAGUAACAUUUGGGUGUCUACUUUAGCUGGUGACCUAGCAGAGGUGGUGAUCAACCAAGGGCCGCGGGUGGGUGCGGCGCCUCAGCGGCUAACAGUUGGCAGCAACAGUCGGUGGAACGACACGCUGCUACCUCGCCACCACUACUUACUGACGCAGAAUGGAACUGGCGUCGACUGGCACUUCACUGACGCUGAGAUACUGGCUGGCAUCGAUGGUUUAAUAUUGGCGCAAUACAUUCCCACUUGGGUAGAGCAACGGAGAACAUUGCGACUGUCACAAGUUAUAGACAUGUAUUACUCUGAAGGAGGGGUAUCCUUCGAACCUUCGGUGAAGGCGUGCAACAGACAGGCUCUAUUUAAUAAGAUCUUCAGCAAUGAGGCAUUGUCUACUGAAACUGCACGGUUCGCUCACGUACUCUCCUUGCGGCAAAUCACAGUGUACAUUCCAGUUGAAGAGAUGGAGAGGAUUACCACCGCUGCUGUCACAGCUUUUGUCAAUUAUGUCCCGUCGUUGCUGCGACAGAACCAGCUGAACUGCCGGGCCAGCUACAGCGUGCCCGUCAUGGACUUGGUCGUGGCCACUGACGGCUCCUGGAAGGGAUAUGACGUCGAGCAGUUUAUAUCAUGGGUAGGAGGAGCCCUCGAGCUGAACUUACAGCGGAGUAGAUUAUCCUUGCUCCACGGUAACACCGGACAUUGGAUCGUGCCCCCCUCAGACAACCUCACCGCCGUGUUCAGUCACAUGAGCAAUUUUACCGAGGAAUGGCCGACCAGUAUCAACGUAGCUCGCAUCAUUUCAACAACGAUGCAGUAUUCUCAAAAUAAGACACUUUUGGACAUAGAGAGGCAGGCGAGCGCAGGCCCUAGUACAGUGGUGUUGAUCGUAAGCCCCAGUGAUCGCCCCUCUUCGGUUGAUUUGGAAAGAGCCAGAGAACUCAUGAAUACAUUCAGAACUACCUACUUCGAUGUCUACUUCGCAUAUCUAGCGCAAGAUACAACGGACUUCCAGAAUAUAAACAACGAAUAUUUGGACUACUCCGAACUGUUUUUGACGACUCCAUCCACUCGUGUGCAAGACGUCAUCAACACUGUAGACACCUUUUUAGUAAAGAGUGAGAUACCAACUAGCAUUUUCGGCCCGCAUUGUCCUGUCAAUGGCACUACUUACAACCAGACCGAGUACGAAGACUUCGUGUUACCUGGCAGAUUGAGAUCCUACCGUAUCCAUCCAUUUUAUAUGAGACGGCAGAAUUUAAUAAAUGUACAGUUCCGCAAUAAUGGCCAAGGUCGUCUGCUAGCAUGCAUGUGGCGUGGAGCGGAGUCAUCUCAUAGCUGUCAAAGUAUUGUUGACCGGGAAAUUCACAUAUUCAAUCUAACGAAUCCCUGUCCGUCUACAGAUUUCUGCCCACCAGCACAUUUUACCGUAGAAGUUCUCAAUACAACAAAUUUAUGUGCACGUAAGAUUUUAUCUUAUUAAAAAAAUGUAAAAAGAAAAAAAAUAAAGCUCACAAUCAGCUAGGCCCCGGGGGGAUUCGAACCCCCGAUCUCCUGUUUACUAGACAGGCGCUUUAACCAACUAAGCCACGGCGCCGUUGUGAAACGUGACGAAAGUUAGUAUCAUAUACCAGCAAAGAUUCA
Messenger RNA from Pectinophora gossypiella (pink bollworm), 2498 nucleotides. RefSeq lists its product as uncharacterized. Bases 103 to 2337 code for a protein of 744 amino acids. The transcript has 11 exons. The record is from RefSeq and is a predicted model, not a curated record. NCBI's taxonomy places the organism in Eukaryota, Metazoa, Arthropoda, Insecta, Lepidoptera, Gelechiidae.